CACCCUUUGUAAAAGUGAUUUUUUGUGAAAAUUUUAAUUCUUUUAUAUACAGUGAAAUAUACAAAAUUCAGUCAUGAAGCCAGUAAAUAUGCUCCAACCAGACCCUUCCUACCACUUAAAAGUGCAGGAUCCAGUACAUUCCCUAGAUUUCCUCAACCAGCAGCUAUUGACCGGAUGUGCAAGUGGCAAAAUCAAGAUAUUUUGUUUAUCUUCACUGCGAUCGAAUUAUGAACUGAAGGCAAGCUCAAGUCCAAUCGUUUUUAUUUCAUCAAAUACCGAAAGUCUGAUUUGCCAAGAUCGAGCUGGAACCGUUAAAGUUUAUGACUUAGAAAAAAAUGGAUAUGUGAUAAAUACUGAAAUUCAAACAAAUCAUACUGGAUUUGCACGAUCAAUUAGAAUUAGAGGCGAUAAGGAUAUACUCCUUACUCCAAAUGAUUCGUCUGAUAUUAAUGUUUAUGAUGUUCAAAACAUCUCCACUGUUCCUAUUCAUAAACUAUCCUUCACUGCUGAGGAAACGGGUCAAAUUAUGUGUAUGAGGGAACUGAAUUUUUCGACUGAAUCGUCAUAUUUACUUGCUGGCUAUGAAUCUGGGCACUUGGUGUUAUGGGAUCUAAAAGAAUUUAAAUUAGUUCAUAAUAUAAAAUAUGAUUUUCCUGUUUGUAAUGUUGAUUAUGAUUCGAGUACAAAUCGUGGAGUUUUAUCGUCGCCAACCAUUCACACAAUUCAUGUUUUUGGGAUUAAUCGAAUGAAUUUAGAAUUACAGCAAAGAGAUGCUGAGAACAUUGAACUUCAACACAAUGAAGGCAGAAAAGUUGCUGGUGUAAGCUCCUUAAAAAUUCGUUCUGAUAAAAAAUGUCUAUUUGUUGGAUCGUGCGAUGGUGUUGUUGACAUAGUUUCAUGGAAGUCAUUGAGAAAAUUGGCAACUUUAAGGAACCAUCGCAGUGAAAUAUCAGAUAUUGCAUUUUCUAAUACACAAAUAGAUAAUUUUAAAUCGAACUUAUCAGCUAUUGGAUCAAUUGACGGAAGUGUCUCUCUUUGGGAUAUUUAUUAUAAGAAAAGUUAAAUGCAUAGACUGAAUGAACGUGUAUUAUGUUGUUUUACGUACUCGUCUACGACACACGUUAAAUCAAAAAAAUAAAUAUAUUAUUAUAUGCUAUAAAUUAUCUAUCAAAUGGAUAUGAAACGGUUUUUCAAGAUUAUGUCGGCG
This is a messenger RNA of Chironomus riparius, 1207 nucleotides long. The record is from the annotation of a GenBank genome assembly. NCBI's taxonomy places the organism in Eukaryota, Metazoa, Arthropoda, Insecta, Diptera, Chironomidae.